CAGUCACCCACAGUACAAACACACCAUGUCCAUCGAAGAAAUCCCCCAAGGCGCCGAGGUCAACAUCAUCUCCAAAAACGAGAAGAAGGCCAGAGAGGCCAUCAAGAAGUUGAACUUGAAGCAAGUCAAGGGCAUCUCCAGAGUCACCUUCAAGCAAAGAGGCAACUUGAUUUACGCCAUUGACCUGCCCGAUGUGUACAAGUCUCCCGCCGGCACUUAUGUCGUUUUUGGCGAGGCCAAGGUCGACGACAUGAACCAAAGAUUGGCCGAGGCCCAGGCUGCCCAGACCGCUGCCGCCCAGGCCCAGGCCGCCGGCGCCGACGCCGACGCUCCUGCAGACAAGAGCCCCGAGUCCAUCACUGCCGACCUCGAAAAGGCUUCCUUGAACGCCAAGGUGGAGGAGGCCGACGAGGAGGAUGGUGACGUGGACGAGUCCGGUUUGGACGCCAGCGACAUUGCCAUCAUUGUGGAGCAGACCCAGGUCUCCAGGGCCAAGGCUGUCUCUGCCUUGAGAAGAAACAAGGGUGACAUGGUCAACGCCAUCAUGGAGUUGUCUUAGGUGCUGGAGUUGUCUUAGGUGCUGGAGUUGUCUUAGGUGCUGGAGCUGUAUUUGGAGCUGGGGCUUUUGCGGAGCUGUUUUGAAUGCGGCCUCCAGCCCAGCAGUACAUACGAAACUAAACACUGAGUCCUUGACCGAUCGCGUAGACCAGUAGUCCACCAGAGCAUGGAGAGUUGAGCACGACGGCUAGAUUUAGAUGGGCUGGGGAUGCUCCUGUUAUCCAGGAUAUAUUAGAUAUUUCGGAUCAAUCCAGUAGAUAGUUGAUAUCCAGUAUGUCGGAUCAGUGAGGUCCAGAAGAUCGUGAUAACUAGGAUGGAUUUCGGAUCACUACCAGUAUUUGGAAUCAAGUGUGUAUUUGGUAUCCUCAUUUAUUGAUGUCUUGG
Messenger RNA from Metschnikowia bicuspidata var. bicuspidata NRRL YB-4993, 942 nucleotides. It is a transcript of the gene EGD2, whose product is annotated as Egd2p. Gene Ontology annotation, biological process: protein targeting to membrane. The coding region runs from base 26 to 559 and encodes 177 amino acids. The transcript has a single exon. The record is from RefSeq and is a predicted model, not a curated record. NCBI's taxonomy places the organism in Eukaryota, Fungi, Ascomycota, Pichiomycetes, Serinales, Metschnikowiaceae. Gene Ontology annotation, cellular component: cytoplasm; nascent polypeptide-associated complex.